Molecule: messenger RNA, 738 nt
Organism: Exophiala aquamarina CBS 119918
Lineage: Eukaryota; Fungi; Ascomycota; Eurotiomycetes; Chaetothyriales; Herpotrichiellaceae
Exons: 4
Coding region: 1-738 (245 amino acids)
Molecular function (GO): oxidoreductase activity
Source: RefSeq, a predicted model, not a curated record
AUGGAUUCAUUCAAAGACAAGGUGAUCGCCAUCACUGGGGGAGCCUCAGGAAUUGGUCUCGCCACGGCCAAAGAACUCUCCUUGCGUGGUGCCACCAUUUCACUCGCAGACAUCAAUAAGACCGGAAUUGAUGAUGCUCUCAAGGCUUUAGCAGGUAGCGGUGGCAGUCACACUGGCGCCGUGGUUAACGUCCGCGACAGCAGAGCCAUUACUGAAUGGAUCAAUCAAACAGUGGUAGACCAUGGUAAGCUAGAUGGGGCAGCUAAUCUAGCCGGCACGAUUCACAUCCAACGCCCGAUUGCAGCGGAGACGGAUGAGAUCUGGGCAAGGACGAUGGAUGUUAAUACCAACGGCGUAUUCUAUAGUCUAAGGGCUGAGUUGAACGUUAUGAAAGAUGGCGGGAGUAUUGUCAACGCGAGUAGCGUUGCUGGCCAUAUCGGCUUCCAAGGGAUGGCGGCAUACUGUGCGAGUAAAGCGGCCGUUAAUCUCUUGACGAAGACGGCAGCGCGCGAACAUCCCGGGAUCAGGGUGAACGCUGUCUCACCAGGGGCCACUGCAACUCCUAUGGUCAAAGCCAUGGAGGAGCAAAUGGGGCAUAGCCAGCCCACAUCCGCGGCAUGCAUACCUCGCCAGGCGGAUCCCAUUGAGAUUGCCAAAGCGAUUGCGUUUCUUCUGAGUGACGAUGCCAGUUUCGUUACUGGCACCGUGUUCGAUGUGGAUGGUGGUUACAUGGCUUGA